AUGAAACUUAUUAAGGAUCUGAUGGUUCGUCUCUCGCGAGACGCGAACAGGCUCAACAGGGACCAUCGCCCUCUUGUUGCAUUUGCAAAAGAAAGUUGCGUGGAGCUGCCUGCUGGGGGGAAGAAGCUCUUUAUGAGGCCCCAGUGUGUCCGACACACUCAGACCGGAGGAUCCAGCGGAAGUGUACCAAGGGCUAUCUUUGUUUUCCCCAUCUCUCAUGGUCGAAGAAACCCGAGCCCCGAGCCCAAGCCCAAGGCCGGUCCCAGAAGGCCCAGGAGGGAUGGCUCGUCCUCCGAAGAAAGUCGGGUCUUCUUUGUCUGGAAUGGCUUUGAGCAUCAACCCGAUACAGGCCGUCAAUAA
Messenger RNA from Aspergillus puulaauensis, 360 nucleotides. RefSeq lists its product as uncharacterized. Bases 1 to 360 code for a protein of 119 amino acids. The transcript has 3 exons. NCBI's taxonomy places the organism in Eukaryota, Fungi, Ascomycota, Eurotiomycetes, Eurotiales, Aspergillaceae. The record is from RefSeq and is a predicted model, not a curated record.